UGGAUUCGGUGGAUGACAGAUCAGUGCGCAUCAAAUUCAAAGCAGGCACGGAAAUCUGCAUCUGCAUGAGAGACGGAAUGUAGUACCAUGUUGAAGGAGUCCGAGUGUCUGGAAAAGAAAAGCAUGGGCCGCUAGGAGAAGUCCUCGUUGUAUCAAAUGCGCAGACUCUCCAAAGUCUGCACCGGUUUUUUCGCGUCCUUCAUCAUUCUUUUUGACUGUUUGCGUUUGGUUUUGCGUAAAAAAUCGCAGUCUGUAGUUCUUGAGCACGGCUACGGGUACUACGGUUUCCCGGGUGGAGGAAGCAGCGCGACUACUCCACCAUUUCUAGCCCGGUUGAAAAGCGAGCUACUGCACGUCCUCAUCGUUGUCAAGGAUUCGAGGCCAAAUCGGAGUGACGCGCACAAGAAGAUACGGCAAAUCUGCACUGACGGAAGAAAGGCUCUAGAGGACGCUACGGCGCGAACCAGCGGUCGCCACCGAAUCAAGGUUGUCACUCUAGAGGACGAUGUUCGUGGCCAAACAUAUGGGAAUGCUCCACCAGCUCCUGAUGAUGCAGAUAAUAUCAAGCUGAAAGAUUACAUCCCGAAGAAGAACCAGUUUGGCGCAAUUUACGUAAAAUCCAUCUUCGAAAAAGCGCUGGAAAUCGCGCCGAACGCAGACACCUACACCUUCGCGAACUCGGACAUUCUUUUUGAUAUGCAAUACAAAUUUCCUGUACAUGUACAAAAUGCAUGACAAUUUUUACCAAGUUGGAGCAUGCAACUUGUCAUGCUUAAUAGGAUUGGAAGAAGAGUUUGUUUUUGCAGAAACCACAUUUGUUUUUGUACGUGUGCGAGAAAUUUACUGUGGAUAUCUGACACUUCGUUUUUACAAACCGUAGCGACGGUUGCGGAUUUGGAGGAAGCGCAGCUGCGUUCGUCGAACACUGUCGACCAGGGGCGGAACAAGAACUUCCUGAUUGUAGGAAGGAGAACCAAUUUGCCACUUGCGGACUACACGGUGAUAGCGGAAGGUCAGUCAGCUACUACAGACGCAGCUGCAGCAUCAGGUUCCUCGUCCAAGAAAAGUCACGAACUCCACCACCUGAUUCAGACGAAAGGCGAGCUUUUCCGCCCUGAUGCCUGCGAUUAUUUCGUCGUUUCUAGAUCUGCGGUGCAAAACUGGCUGCUAAAAGAUCCGAUCAUCGGUGAGCUUGUCAUCGGCCGGGUGAUCUACGAUAACUACCUGCCUUUCUCAGGUUUGACGGCUGGAACAGAGAAGUCCGUCGCGAAAAAUCUCCCACCGGUAAAAGUGAUUGACGCCAGCGAAACCUUGCUCGCACUCCACCUGAUGGAUGAAUUUGGAGCGUACAGUGGUGGUGGCGGCGGCGUGAAAGACCCUGAGGACUUUUUUUUCAAUGCAAAGCAGAUUGGCAAGUGGGAGCGGGAGAAUAAGAGAAAGAUUCUGACCUACAACGAAAAAUCAGAGCCCUCGCACAUCGACGGGAGCUGGGUGAUUGACACCAAGUGGCUCACGACCCCUACGGUGCUAUUUGCCAGUGAAGGCGGCAGAAGCGACGUCACCAGUGGAGCUGACAUAUCAUCCGUGCGGCUAGCCAGACGUGCAACUAUCUGGUGGGAGAGGCUGUUCGGAAAGCGCGUGGUACGGGCGACGCGGUUGCUUCGAUAG
Molecule: messenger RNA, 1668 nt
Organism: Amoebophrya sp. A120
Lineage: Eukaryota; Dinophyceae; Syndiniales; Amoebophryaceae
Source: the annotation of a GenBank genome assembly